AUGUCAAUGUCAGGGUCCACGACUGUGCAGCUUUUCACCAAGCUUGUCAAGCAUGCUGUGGGCAAGGCGCAGAUUCAGUUGAAUCGCUGGCUGCAGAGGACUGCCACAGAUGAAUGUGACAAAAUUGACAUCCUGAUAUGCAGCACCUUUGACGAGACAGGGGCUGGCAUAGGGAGGUCAGAUGGAGAACCUGAGGUUAUCAGUGACGCAGGGGGAACGACCUUCAGCAACAGUGGAGAGUUCAGACACCCAUGCUGUAUCACAACCUUUUGCUUCAAGAGCGCCCUGCUGGCUUGCAUCCUGACUGCUGUGUGCUUCUCCUCGGUUGCACUGGUGCGCCAAUACCUCAAGGACCUCCUGCUCUGGGUUGAGAGCUUGGACAGCUUCGUUGGAGCCUUGCUGUUCAUAGUUGGUUUAAUUAUUGUGUCGUUCCCGUGUGGAUGGGGAUAUAUUGUUCUUAAUGUGGCAGCUGGCUACCUCUAUGGCUUUGUGCUGGGCAUGGGACUAGUUAUGGUGGGGGUUUUAAUAGGGACCUUUGUGGCACACCUGGUGUGCAAACGACUAUUGACUGACUGGGUGCUUAACAAGGUUGGGAACAGUGAACAACUCAGUGCUGUCAUACGAGUGGUGGAGGGAGGAAGUGGACUCAAAGUUGUGGCCUUAGCGAGACUCACCCCCAUACCAUUUGGGCUCCAAAAUGCAGUUUUCUCGAUCACAGACGUGUCCUUGCCAAACUACCUGGUGGCCUCCUCUGUGGGUCUGUUGCCCACUCAGCUUCUCAACUCCUACCUGGGCACCACGCUUCGCACCAUGGAGGACGUCAUCGCGGAGCAGAGCAUCAGCGGCUACUUUGUGUUCUGCCUACAGAUCGUCAUCAGCAUCGGCCUGAUGUUCUACGUCGUGCACCGGGCACAGGUAGAGCUCAACGCAGCCAUCGCUGCCUGCCAGAUGGAGCUGAAGUCGUCGCACCUGAACGGCUCCUCCACCAAUCACAGCGGGUUCACCUACUGCAGCAAGAGGGCUUCAGCCAGCGGUGGAAACUGCAUUAAUGUGGUGUGACCGUGAAUCCACACAUGAGGCAGUAGCUCGUAUGACUUGGUCACCUAACUGUAAGACUGCAGAACUCAAGGGAACCCGCUAAGUUUAGACUGUCUGAAACAUUUAGGUGGUUUAUAAUUUUCUACAUCAUGUUCUGACCACCCUUGUGAAAAAACCCUAGAAGCCUAUGUCUUUACGAUAUUCUAGAAGUGUGGGACCAUGCACCUUUUGAUGAAAAGGUGCUGAUGGAAAUGGUUUUGCGGUACAUCAUCUUGGGCUUUUUUUUUGUAUAAAGGUACUUAACCUAUUCUUAACUUAGUUUACUCUGUUACAGGAUAUGUCAAUGAAAUGAUGUUCAGAGAUAUCAGAGAUGAGUGAGUGAGUGAGUGAGUGAGUGAGCAAGCGAGUGAAUAAAAACAAUAGCUAGGUAGUAACUGCCUGCUAACACUAUGAUUGUGCAAUCUGGAGCUUUCUAGAGAACCAAGGAAUUGUUUUUCAUUUCAGUGUCAAAAGAAUGCCAACCUAUGCACCUUUCUUUUAUACUACAUCUGUUUUUGUUUUAUUUUAGGAGAUUUAUAAUCAGUCUACAUCCAGUGCUAAUUCACAGUAACAAUAAUUAGGGCCUUAUUAAUAUGUUUGCAAGAUUUGGCAUUUUAGUCCAGUUCACUUUUGUGAAGUGUCUUAUUUUUGGACUUUGGAGAGAGGGGGGAAGCUCUCACCAACCAUUACUGUGUGAUUUCUGCUGGCUUACGACCACAUCCGCUGAAUUGGCCUUGUCUGCCCGGAGAUCAUUUUGGCGCUUCUGCAGUUUAAAUAAGAGCAGCUGGGGGGAAGAGCAGAUUUCACAGAAGGAAACUCAGGAAAGUUGAAGUGCAGCUUGAUCAGCUCCUCCGUAGCACAGUCACAUGUUCUGCUAAAGAUUCCCACACUGAGCUGAAACAGAUGUCAAGCUUCCCUGUAAAUAUUUAGAAUUCAUUUUAAUUUUACAUUUCUUUUUCUUUUUCAUUUUCAUUUGGCUGUGAGAUUAUGCAUUUGGAUAAUUACAUAGUUUUUGCUUAAGAUGGUAGUUAUGACAACGCUGUGCAAUACAUCAAAGAACGAUGACAAAAUGGCAUGAAUGUCGUAUUUCAGUGCUGAAACCAAACUAAUCACAGAAACUCUCACGCAUCAAAAUAAUACAAACCUGAGUCUGUGUUUAAAGUUUUACUUACAUUAUAGAUGAGUAAGCUAGAUGAGAUAAAGAGGCUGUUAUUUUUUUAUGUGCCAUUCUUUGAUAGAGCUUAUCAAACGCCAUAACACUGGCCCCACCUCAGUUGAGGCUACAUGUGACUUAUGAGUGACUUUAUUUUAUAACUUAUAGUUGCUGGUAACUAGAAAUGAUCUGUAAACAAAGUUUUCAUGCUGUAGGUUCUGCACAGUCCACUACAAACAGACAAACAUUAUUUUAUACAGAUAAGUUGAACUUGGAAGGUGUGUGGUUGGUGGAAAGUUAAAACUUAUGUGUCUCAGAAGCCGACAAUCAAACACAACAUGGACACUACAAGUGAAUGUGAUAAUAUUUUUUAUUUUUACAUGAAUUAUUUUGAUGCUGCUCCUCAGACAAUGUCUGGUUAAGGAAUAAUAAGGGCUCCUAUAUGAAAUAUCCAUCUUUGUGUCCCUGUAUUUGUAAUGCUGGCACAACAUUUUGUUUUUUGUUCACAUUUUUGAACUAAUGUUUUUCUUUUUCUUUCUUAAAAGCCAGAUUUAGUGUUUGCUCUACACAUUUGAUCCUGUCAGCCCUCUUAAAAGCAUAAUGUUGGUUGAAAGUGUCUCUUCCUGACUGAAUUUAGCAAUAAUGUUUGAAAGUCAACAGCAAAAAAAUAUGAUACAAGUCCGACCACUAAGAUCUGCUGCCAUGUGUUGGGAAUAGCUGUUCACUUCCGAUGUGAAAGAUCAGCUAGGAACCAUUUAUUUUUCUUUCACAAGUGAACAAAACUGCAUUUUGAGUUGUUAGUCAAUGUUCCACUGUAAGGUUGAGUAUUAAUAUCCCUAGGUUUGUGUUUCAGUGUUCAACCUGCCGGAUACCUCCCACUGCCUCUGACCGACAUUUUUACGCUGCCAAUGAUUUGGAACAGACACACAAACAUCUGUGAUCAGAACAGCUUGUUCAAAUUUGUCGCACCUUCUUUGGAAGGUCCCUAAAACCUACUGAUUGCUUAUUGAUGUUUAGCGAUCAACCUUUCGCUCCUGUCACAUAACAAUUUUCUGAAUUGAACUUGCACAUUUUCCAUUUUUUUCCCAUUAAUUUAAAGUUUACAUAGAGAGAGAGAUGAGUGCAUUUUAUGGCUGAAAGAUUUAUAAAAUCUACUCCCAACUCUCACUCUUUGUUUAAAGCUAUUGUGCGUAGGUUCUGUCGCCCCCAUGAGGAAUUCUAAGUAACGACAACAAAACUGUCCGGAUGAUACUAACCAUCCUUGAUCGUGUACCACCCCCACCCCUCCUCCAUGCACCUGUUUAUAACCAAGGAGGAUUAAAAAAACAUCAUGGACUCUUCAGAAGAGGUCAUUAUCUUCACUCAAGUUUCUCGGCGCGAAAGUUGCCCGACAACAAGCUGAUGGUCUUAAUUAGCUUUGUAUUAACUAAUUUGUCAACGGCUUGAAUAAAUCGGACGUUUGUUAUUAUAAAAAAAACUUACCCACUAAAGCUUUAAAGCUGUGGAAAUUUGUUUUUCUCUGCAUACGCAAGAUUUCCACCUCACAGCAGUGACAUGUUUUUAGGAAGUGUCCCUACCCUCCAAACAAAGUGUGAUUCGAUGAAGCUGUUCUGCUCAGAAGUGGA
Etheostoma spectabile (orangethroat darter) is the source of this 3855-nucleotide messenger RNA. RefSeq names its product transmembrane protein 64 (gene tmem64). The coding region runs from base 1 to 1059 and encodes 352 amino acids. The record is from RefSeq and is a predicted model, not a curated record. NCBI's taxonomy places the organism in Eukaryota, Metazoa, Chordata, Actinopteri, Perciformes, Percidae. Gene Ontology annotation, cellular component: endoplasmic reticulum. Gene Ontology annotation, biological process: regulation of cytosolic calcium ion concentration; positive regulation of bone resorption; positive regulation of osteoclast differentiation. The transcript is spliced from 3 exons.